CUGGCCUCGUCGACGCCAAACACACCUGUACGUAAAUUCACCAUUGGCCAGGAACUGCUCGAGAACCCUUCCCCCCCCUCCUUAUGACCUCAGGCGCACCUCUUGGGUGGAUCCACCUGACCGGGCCUCGCUGGAACGUAUAAUAUCCAGGCCGCCCUUCCAACUGUCUCUCGCACACCCAACCUCUGCCUCGCCCCGGGAAAUACCCACGUAUAUACCAUGGCCGCUCCGUCCGAGGAUCGCCCCCAAGCCGGGCCUACGCAGUGUGUAGGGCCCGACUAUCGCUUGCCCAGCCAAAAGCCCACGGCCACGGUCUCGACCGAGGUGAGAUACGACAACGUCGUCACACUGCCCCAGACGCCGCAGCUCAUCGCCCUACUCACGAAGAUCCGCGACAGGAAGACGGACCGGGCUGACUUCAUCUUCUACUCCAACCGGAUCAUUCGUCUGCUGGUCGAGGAGGGGCUGAACCACCUGCCCGUCGUCGAGCACACCGUGACUACCCCGGUUGGCCGUACCUACGCCGGACUGAUGUUCCAGGGGAAGAUCUGCGGCGUGUCCAUCAUGCGCGCCGGCGAAGCCAUGGAGCAAGGCCUCCGGGACUGCUGCAGGUCCGUGCGGAUCGGUAAGAUCUUGAUCCAACGGGACGAGGAAACGGCGACGCCUAGGCUGUUUUAUGACAAACUGCCCGAGGAUAUCGCCAGCCGAUGGGUCCUUCUGCUCGACCCGAUGUUUGCGACAGGUGGAUCGGCCAUCAUGGCCGUGGACGUUCUGAAAUCGCGUGGCGUUCCGGAGGAGAGAAUUCUCUUCCUGAACCUGAUCGCCAGCCCGCAGGGGAUCGAAAACUUCGCGACCAAGUUUCCCAAGCUUCGAGUCGUCACCGCGUUUGUUGACCAAGGUCUUGACGAGAAGAACUACAUUAUUCCAGGCCUGGGCGACUUUGGAGACCGAUUUUACACCAUGUAGAAAAAUCUAGUCCUAAUUACAGGGAAGUCCGUAUGAAGAUAAUACGCGCGAGACUCUUAUAUAGAGUCGACCGUCAAGCCGAUUGGCAUUAUUCCUAAGCUAGAGAGCGUGGUAACCCAGUAUAUCCUAUUUAAAUAUCUAAGAUUCCUU
This is a messenger RNA of Durotheca rogersii, 1116 nucleotides long. Its product is annotated as uracil phosphoribosyltransferase. The transcript has 5 exons. The coding region runs from base 220 to 966 and encodes 248 amino acids. NCBI's taxonomy places the organism in Eukaryota, Fungi, Ascomycota, Sordariomycetes, Xylariales, Xylariaceae. The record is from RefSeq and is a predicted model, not a curated record.